AUGUCCACUCAACAUUUAUACGGUACACCUGCACCCCAAUCGACGAAUGGAUCCAGUGAACUCUCCAAUAGUUCAGGCGAGAGUGCUCCUGGUAAACUACAUGUUACGUCUCACAACCAAUAUAAGACACCUCGUUUACUACGUGAAAAUCUAAAUCCUAAUCCUUUGAUCCAAUUUAACGAAUGGUUAUCACUCGCACUUAACCCUACGGAUAAUUCACCUGUCGUUAAGGAACCUGAGGCAAUGACAUUAUCAACUACCACCUCGAAAGGUAUACCAUCAGGUAGAGUAGUCUUGUUGAAAACAGUGGAUGAAAAAGGUUUCGUCUUUUUCACCAAUUACAAUUCGAGAAAAUCGGGUGAAUUAAACCAAAAUCCAUAUGCUAGUUUAGUUUUUUAUUGGAGAGAGAUAUCAAGAUCUGUCAGGGUAAUAGGCAAAGUCGAAAAGGUGACAAGGGAAGAAUCUAUUGAGUAUUUUAAUUCAAGGCCCAGGGGAAGUCAAUUAGGCGCUUGGGCUUCAGCUCAAUCGACUGUCGUGGAAGAAGGUGAUGUGGCUAAGAAAGUUGAAGAGAAAGAAUCGGAAUUCAAGGAUAAAAACGUGGAAUGUCCAGAACAUUGGGGUGGAUGGAGAGUCACCCCAUUCGAAGUGGAAUUCUGGUCAGGUCAACCGUCUCGACUACAUGACAGAUUCAGAUAUACUAGAGCCGAAGGCGAGCAAGGAGAAUGGGAUAUAAAUAGAUUAGCGCCAUAG
Kwoniella shivajii is the source of this 750-nucleotide messenger RNA. Its product is annotated as pyridoxamine 5'-phosphate oxidase. Gene Ontology annotation, molecular function: FMN binding; pyridoxamine phosphate oxidase activity. Bases 1 to 750 code for a protein of 249 amino acids. NCBI's taxonomy places the organism in Eukaryota, Fungi, Basidiomycota, Tremellomycetes, Tremellales, Cryptococcaceae. The transcript has 2 exons. The record is from RefSeq and is a predicted model, not a curated record. Gene Ontology annotation, biological process: pyridoxine biosynthetic process.